Molecule: messenger RNA, 577 nt
Organism: Umbelopsis ramanniana AG
Lineage: Eukaryota; Fungi; Mucoromycota; Umbelopsidomycetes; Umbelopsidales; Umbelopsidaceae
Exons: 4
Coding region: 66-467 (133 amino acids)
Source: RefSeq, a predicted model, not a curated record
AUUGAUUUCAGCCUUUUCGAAUUCUUCCUCCGUCAACCACACCGCUUCGGUGUGUGUUUAGCAUAAUGAAUACCAUCUAUACAAUCUGCAUAGUCAUAGCCUCAUGCUUACUGUUAUCAGCACAAGCUGCCAAUCCUGUUUUCUUUUGUCAAUGCUACUGUGGAGCCAACAGCACAGUGUUCCCAUUACCAACAGAAGAUCCUAAACCCUGCUUGCUAUGCACUAAACAAAUGUGUAUAGACAGUGUCACAGAUGGAACCUGUGAUGGCAUCAAAGAUUCAACAUGUCCUAGUGUCGAUUUCAAGGGCCUGUGCUUUGCGAGAGACUCAUACAAGGAUGAAGCGAUUGUUUGGUCGUUCCUUGUUCUCACCUUUAGUUUGGUUGCUGUAGCCGCCGUCAAACCACGAGUCGAAGAGUGGUGGAAGAAACGCAAUAAUUAUGCCUCUUUUUCCACGACUUCUUAUUGACCGAACGCGCGCCCUUGUACCAUAGUCCAUCCGCUUAGUCCAGACAAGCAAAUAGCCGCCAAAUACAUUGUUUGUCUUGUAUCUUUCAAAUUCGCUUCACUACUGCUGUG